AUGGGAGAAUGGACCAUUCUCGAACGCCUCUUGGAGGCCGCUGUUCAGCAGCACUCUACGAUGAUAGGGAGGAUCUUGCUGACAGUCGUGGUCAUCUUCCGUAUCCUAAUCGUGGCCAUUGUUGGGGAGACCGUGUAUGAGGACGAGCAGACCAUGUUCAAAUGUAACACUCUUCAGCCAGGCUGCAACCAAGCCUGCUAUGACAAAGCCUUCCCAAUUUCCCACAUCCGCUACUGGGUUUUCCAAAUCAUACUGGUAUGCACACCUAGCUUGUGCUUUAUCACUUACUCUGUCCAUCAGUCGGCCAAGCAGAGAGACCGCCGAUACUCUUUUCUUUAUCCCAUAAUGGAGAGGGACUAUGGGGGAAGGGAUGGGACCCGAAAGCUGCGCAACAUUAAUGGAAUUCUAGUUCAACAUGGUGGGGAUGGAGGGGGAGGGAAGGAAGAACCUGACUGUUUGGAAGUGAAGGAGAUCCCCAAUGCUCCAAGGGGCCUCACUCAUGGGAAAAGCUCCAAGAUUCGCAGGCAAGAAGGAAUCUCCCGUUUUUAUAUCAUUCAGGUAGUGUUCCGUAAUGCACUUGAGAUUAGCUUCUUGGCAGGUCAGUACUUCCUUUACGGCUUCAGUGUGUCUGGGAUUUUUGAGUGCGACCGCUACCCAUGUGUCAAAGAAGUGGAGUGCUACGUGUCCCGGCCCACGGAAAAAACUGUUUUCCUGGUGUUCAUGUUUGCGGUGAGUGGCAUCUGUGUGGUUCUCAACCUGGCCGAGCUCAAUCACCUGGGCUGGCGCAAGAUCAAGGCUGCCAUCAGGGGGGUCCAGGCUCGCAGGAAGUCUAUCUGUGAGAUCAGGAAGAAGGACAUGGCACAUCUCUCCCAGCCGCCAAAUCUGGGGCGCACUCAAUCAAGCGAAUCCGCCUACGUUUGA
This is a messenger RNA of Menidia menidia (Atlantic silverside), 921 nucleotides long. Lineage: Eukaryota; Metazoa; Chordata; Actinopteri; Atheriniformes; Atherinopsidae. The record is from the annotation of a GenBank genome assembly.